Macrosiphum euphorbiae (potato aphid) is the source of this 483-nucleotide messenger RNA. Lineage: Eukaryota; Metazoa; Arthropoda; Insecta; Hemiptera; Aphididae. The record is from the annotation of a GenBank genome assembly.
AUGAUAAUAUAUUAUAUAAUUAAGCGGGUUUGUAACGAAUUUAAGUUGAUAACUCCACUAAAAGCCUUAUAUUGUGCGAUCGUCAGAUCAAUUCUUGAAUUUUCUGUAAUUAUAUGGAACCCUCACAACACAAGCAAUAUGAAUCAACUUGAGAGAGUCCAACGCAAGUUUUUGAGCUUUGCAGCAUAUCUAUUAAAUAUCGAACAUAGACCUCAUGAUUAUGAUCCAGUAAUAGGUAGGCUAGGCUUACAGUCUUUGGCCGAUAGACGUAUCAACAUUAACAAAGUCUUCCUAGUCAAGCUCAUCAAUGGGUCGAUCGACUGUCCUGAACUUCUAUCUAAAGUAAAUUUUAAAAUUCCCUGUGUCCAGGUCCGUUCUUCCUAUCCUUUCAGUAUACCAAUGUGUACGACAAAUUAUUCACGAAACAAACCACUAAAUAGGAUGAUGCGUAUUGCCAAUGAGGAUCCGUCUUUUAGUUUUUAA